AUGGCUUGCCUACGUAUCCAGUGCAUUACAGCUAUAGUCGCCAUUAUUGGGUUCGCACUGCCCUGCACAAAAGCUUUCCCGGCUGCUGCUCAUCCCCACCCCUGCGCGCAGGCGGCACCUCCGCAGACGCAACUGGAUUUGAACUCCACGGUUCUUGCCGUGCAGGCCCGGCCAUGGGGACUGGCAUACCUGAACGACAACAUUGCCUUCGCCGCCAUCAAUUUUUCUAUAGGAGUCCUUGACACAUCCCAAUUUGCCCCCAAGCUGAUGCAUAUGCUUCCUUUGCCGCCCGCAUUCUUAAUAGGCAACGACGAUCCCAACGCGGAUGGCUACGGACUCCGUGAGAUGACCUUGACGCAUGAUAAGGAGAACCUUUAUGUCGCUACCGGUUAUGGGGCUAUCAUUCUGGAUGUCCCACGAGCCCUACAAGGAAGGAAUGAUUCGUUUGUAGGUGUGCUUAGCCAUGACGGGUACGCUGGGAGGAGUGCGAUUGAAGCAUCCAUAACCGCCGACGACAAGUUUGCCUUCAUAAGCCAGGAAUACGGGAGUAACGUGACACAUAAUCUCGGGGCCAUCGAGGUUUAUAAGAUCACCCGCCAGCAAAACAGAACGGUAACAAGCACAUGGAAAGGUUUCAUCGGCCUGGGAUUUCGAACAAUCGGCCAACAAUUCUCGACAGACCAAAGCAGGUUAUUUGUUACCAGCGAGAUUAAUGGUACAGCGAGGUCGUUAAAUCAAACUGGCGGUCUCAUCAGCGUACUCGACGUGGAAACGCUCAAAGCCAAGCCUGCACGGUCGUUGAUCAAAAACGUCCCCGGUGGAUGUCAUCCCGUCCGAUCUACCCUUUCUAUAGAUGGAAAGCAGCUCUGGGUUAGCACGCGAGAGUCGAAUCAGGUAUUGGCAUUUGACACGGAUAAGCUGGCGGACGAAACUACCGCAGACCCGCUGCUGGCCCAGGUCGAUACGGGUACAGCACCACUAGGAAUCACGGCAAUUCGAGACUAUAUCUUUGUCGCAGACUCAAACAGAUGGAACUAUAGUGACACGACUGCCGGUGUUUCGGUCGUGAAUAUUGGGGACGCGUUGCGGAAGGGAUACGUAAACUUUCCGCAAAUACCAACAUCAGCCUUUCCGCGCACAGUUGUGGCUAGUCCUAGUGGUAAUACGCUCCUCGUCUCCGAAUUCGAUGCCGCAAGCAUUCGCGCGGUGGAUAUAAGCUCUUUGAGCGCAUCGUAA
Messenger RNA from Neoarthrinium moseri, 1236 nucleotides. RefSeq lists its product as uncharacterized. The coding region runs from base 1 to 1236 and encodes 411 amino acids. The record is from RefSeq and is a predicted model, not a curated record. NCBI's taxonomy places the organism in Eukaryota, Fungi, Ascomycota, Sordariomycetes, Amphisphaeriales, Apiosporaceae. Gene Ontology annotation, molecular function: protein binding. The transcript has a single exon.